UCGGUACCCGCCUUACGGAUCUGUCUUCUUUGAAGCAGACUGCCUGUGAGCUCCGGCAGCAGUGAAAAGCAGUUCCGGCAAAAGUUAGGACUGCCCUGUCCUAGGACGGCUUCUGAGUGAGAAGUCCCCGGUCUCCUCCUGAUUCCGAGUGGAGUACUCUGCAUUGCGCACCAGAUUAAAUACCUAGACUAGUCUUUCAGGUCUCCGAGCCUCUCUGAAGGAGAUCCAUGAACAAGUGAAACAAGCCUGGAGAUCCACCCCUCCCUCUGAGGAUUCGCCUAUCCCAUUAGGAACCUGGAUCUUGGUUCGUGAUACCCGCAGGAAACACUGGCACCAACCCAGGUGGCGAGGACCGUUUCAAGUUCUUCUGUCAACCCCUCACGCUGUGAAAGUUGAAGGAUUACCUGCCUGGAUCCACGCAUCUCAUUGUAAAAGAUGGCACCAUUCCUCUGUCUUUUGAUCCGUUUCCUUUUCGUUCUAUCUAUCCCUGUUCCCCCCAGAGAACCACAAGGAUUCCGAGUUCCUCAGGGUACCACUCAUUCUUUUACCCUGGACUUUUGUUCUGUUGCGUCCUGUACUGGUUCUCCACAUGAUUGGACUUCCUCACAAAAAUACGUUUGUGUCCCAGAAUGUAGCUCAUGGAGCGAUGUGUUCGCUAACACCGGAAACCAGGACUGGGGGUAUAACCCUACACAAGCUACGCAACAUGGGUUAAAGACUCGUUUUUCAAUUAUAAAAGGACACCCGCAUGCUGAAGCCUGUACAGGCAAUCAUCCUAUUUUUUGUAAUCUUUUAGUGGUUACUAUUAAGAAUGCUUCUUUACAUGAUUCCGGCAUCUACAUUCUUGGUGCCUAUGUCUCUGGUAUAGAUUUGUUGGGAAAGUUCAGGAUUGAGGUGUAUUCCACUUCCCCUACCUCUUCAUCUUCAUCUUCCUCUUCAUCUUCCUCUUCAUCUUCCUCUUCAUCUUCCUCUUCUUCUUUUAAUGCUUCUUCUUCUUCCAAUACUACUUCUCCAUUCUCCUCUCUGUCCGUUCUUUCCAUAGAAUCCACCUUCGAGGUUGAAACUGGGUACGGUGAUCGGAACCGUUGGCUGCAAUGGAUCCUGUAUUCAGCUCGUCAGCUCAAUCAAUCCGAUUGCUAUGUAUGUGCCACUGCUCGUCCCCAUCUCGCAACCACCCCCUUCCCUUUGUCCCAUAACUCCUCCAACUCUCUUCCUUGUUUACUUUCCCUUUUUAAUACUCCUUCCAUUUCCCCGAAUUCUUCCUGCUCCCCUCUUUUCUCUCUUUUCCCCCCUUCUCCAAGAAUGACUCCUCCUGCUUUUGAAUACAUUCCUGGAAAUUACACUUGCUUCUCCCAAACAAGUUCCCGUCACGUUGGUCAUCUCCUUUCCUCCUCUUGCUCUAAAAUCUACAAUUCCACUUCCUUCCUUAAUUUCUCUGUGUUCCUUAACAAUCACACCACUCCUCGUUCUGAUAUUUGGUGGAUGUGUAAGCCCACCCAACUCCGCGAUACCCUUCCUGUUAAUUGGUCAGGUACUUGUGCCCCGGUCCAACUUAUUAUGCCAUUCCGUAUUCUUCCUUCUCCCACUCCCUUCUCUUCCCCCUCUUUAACUUCUUCUAUCUUUCUUCGUCGCCGUCCCCGCUCCAGCCCUCAAUCUAAGGACUCCUACACUGGCCCUCACUCUGAGGACUCUUACACUCUUCAUGGCCCUGGUGUUUACAUAGAUUCCAUAGGAGUCCCCAGAGGGGUUCCAAAUCAAUACAAAGCUCGUGAUCAGGUUGCCGCUGGUUUUGAAUCCAUUAUUUUCUGGUGGUCAACAGUUAAUAAAAAUGUUGACUGGAUUAAUUAUUUAUACUAUAACCAGCAGCGAUUCUUAAAUUUUACUAAAGAUGCCAUUAGAGGUAUCCACGAACAAUUGGAUAAAACUUCUUUGAUAACAUGGCAAAAUAGAUUAGCUCUUGAUAUGCUCCUAGCUGAGAAAGGGGGUGUCUGUGCAAUGUUUGGUGACACUUGCUGCACUUACAUUCCUAACAAUACUGCCCCUGAUGGUUCAAUUACUCGUGCUUUAGCUGGCCUCACCUCUCUCUCUAAUGAGUUAACCACAAACUCUGGCCUAGACUCUCCUUGGGAUUCUUGGUUCACCUCUAUGUUCGGCUCCUGGGGGCAAUGGUUCAAAUCUAUUUUUGUCUCCCUUGCUGUUGGAGUUCUUCUGCUCCUUCUUGCCUCUUGCUGCUUACUUCCUCUUGUCCGCUGUCUCAUUGCUCGUGUGUUCCGUUCUACUUUAUCUAAAGCUUACCUCCUACGUCAAGAACAAGUUUUUCUUUUGGCCCCUGAAAGUGAUUCCGAAGUUUAACCUGCCAGAUUCCUUUUUCUGCUCAAAGGGGUCGAGUGUGGAAUGAAAAAAAAAUACAGCUUGUCCCUGUGACAUGUAGCAGUUACAGCUUGUCCCUGUGACAUGUAGC
Polypterus senegalus (gray bichir) is the source of this 2461-nucleotide messenger RNA. RefSeq names its product endogenous retrovirus group FC1 Env polyprotein-like. The record is from RefSeq and is a predicted model, not a curated record. The coding region runs from base 436 to 2352 and encodes 638 amino acids. NCBI's taxonomy places the organism in Eukaryota, Metazoa, Chordata, Cladistia, Polypteriformes, Polypteridae. The transcript has 2 exons.